Molecule: messenger RNA, 617 nt
Organism: Rubroshorea leprosula
Lineage: Eukaryota; Viridiplantae; Streptophyta; Magnoliopsida; Malvales; Dipterocarpaceae
Source: the annotation of a GenBank genome assembly
AUUAAUUGGAUUCAAUCAAUGAGAGGGAAAAAGGAGGCACAUGAAUAGUGGAGGAAUUGAUAAGUGGUAAGGCUUGGAUGGAGGAGAAUGAAGAAGAAAUAGAAGAAGACCAGAUUUGGAACUAAUGGAAGAAGAAGAAGAAGAAGAAGAAACUAAAGAAGACCAGGAUGAGCAUGGGUGGAAAAAUUAUGAAGAAGAAAAAGACGACAAUGAAGAAGAAGAUGACAAGGAGGAGGACAAGGAUGAGCAUGGGUGGAAAAAUGAUGAAGAAGAAGAUGAUGGCAACAAAGAAGAAGAAGAAGAAGAAGAAGAAGAAGAUGAUGAUGAUGAUGAUGAUGAUGAUGACGAUGAUGAUGAUGAUGACGAUGAUGACGACAACGACAACGAUGAGCAUGGGUGGAAAAAUGACGAAGAAAAAGAAGACAAUAACGACGAAGAAGAAGAAAGAGAAGAAGAAGAAGAAAACGACAAUGACAAGGAGCAUGGGUGAUGUGCAUUGGUGGAAAAAUGAUGAAGAAGAAGAACAUUAAUUGAUAGAUGAUGUGGAUGGGUGGAAAAAUGAUGUUAAUGUCAUAAUAAUCUUUUUGUUUUCAAAUUUAUAAAUUAAUUGAUAGAUG